CUUUUAUCCAUGCAAAGAAUCUCCUUAAAAUCAGGCAUAGAUAUACUCCUCGUCGGAGUUUCCUCUUUCUUCAGUAUUUUGCAACUUAAUGCCUUCUUUUAUCCAUGCAAAAGAUCUCCUCAAAAUCAUGUCAUAGACAUGCUCCUCGUCCCAGUUUGCUGAAUUGAAAAGAAAGGAGUUUCUUGUAACCCAAAUAAACCACAGAUAACAAAGAAAAUAAAGUCCCUUGCUUUUCUUGCAGGUGAUAAGAAUCAAAGAGUUCUUUGCUUUUCUUGUCGUCGACGAGGUUUAGCAUUUUGGGUGGUAAACUCUCAUCGAAGUGAGAAAAAUGUCAAGCUCCGACAACGAAGGAAAUGGUGUUCCGCCUUCGGGCAACGUUGUCAACAAUAAUAGAGCCAACAACUCUGGAAUUGGUUCUGGAAGCCAAAACAAUGGCCAAGGUUCUGGAUCUAAUUAUGGUAGUCAUUUUGGCGGCAAUUUCAACGUUGGACCUGGUGCUGGAGGAUGGAAUUCUGGCCCUCGUUCUGGAAGUAUCAACGAGUUGAGGGGGCCAGCCAACUUUUUGUCGGAAGAUAAGACCACAGAGAAGAGCGUUGGACGCGGGACUGAGCCUGCAUCAACAAAGACAGAGAAUUCCCAUGGUGCUGAAAAAGACAAGGCUAACCUUGGCAAGGUUGAGUUUAGCAUGGCUAGACACAACACAGUUGAAAACUUGGACGAGCAAAUUGAGCAGCGGAAGCAUGUCGAAGAGAUGGAGAAGUCCUUGGCUAAGAUGACAGAACUCGUUCUUAAGUUGGAAAAAGGACUGAUGUCAAUCAAGGCGUUCUUACUUUGUUGCUUGUUUGCUUGCUUACUUGCUGCUUUUUAUUGUGCCAAGUAUGGCACUUGGGCAACACUACCAUGAUGUAACCCUCUUAUUGUGUUUGUUUUGGGUUGAACAUCUUUAUAUGUAGCGAAAUCUAGACUUUGUCGCUUGUUUGCUUGCUUUCUUGUGGCUUUCUAUUAUGCAGAGUAUGGCACUUGGACAAAUAUAUUUAUGUUAUUUACAUGUGAUGAAAAAUGGAUGAAGGAGGUUGUCUUAUAUUAUAAUCAUUUUGCAUGGUGCACCCUCUUCUUUUCUUUUCUUUCUCUUUUUUUUAAUCAAUUCUCCUUAUCUGU
This is a messenger RNA of Rubroshorea leprosula, 1158 nucleotides long. The record is from the annotation of a GenBank genome assembly. Lineage: Eukaryota; Viridiplantae; Streptophyta; Magnoliopsida; Malvales; Dipterocarpaceae.